AUGGAUCAGUACCGAGCCUUCGAGGUGACUUACAGCUGGCAUGAGAAUGGCAUACAGACAAGCAGUGACAUCCGAACCGACCAUUUCAUUCCUGCUUUUGAAAUCAUUAAAGGAAGCAUUGUGCAUGACAAUGCCUCCUUCUCCUCGGUGAGAGUCGACAUCAUCUUAUCUCGAAAGGCCACGUACCACCUCAUGAACACGUACAUCCCCUCGAGUCUGUUCGUGUUCGUGUCUUGGCUCACCUUCCUGAUUCCUCCUGAACACCUGCCGGGGCGGACGGUCCUCACCAUCACCACGCUGCUCACUAUCGUCUCCAUGUUCAAUACAGUGCGGCAAGAGAGUCCCAAGGUCUCCUAUGCCAAAGCCAUCGACCAGUGGAUGAUGUUCUGCAUUGUACUCGUGUUUGCUGUGCUGGUCGAGUACACGUACGUCGUGCAUCUGCAUUUCAGGGCGGAGCAACUGAGGCUGGUGUCGGUGGAGCCCAAACGUGAUGCAAGACAAGCAAGAGGCAACAGUUCCCAAGCAAAGUCUCCACGCCCCGAACUUUACACCAAGUGGAAAGUCAGAUUGGAAACUCAGUCUCCUCGUGUCCUCAUCGUUAUAUUCAUUAUUUUCAACAUUAUCUACUGGUCUUACUGGUUGUCCUACAGCGUCAAAGGCCAUGAGUGAAUUUCAAGAGUACUGUGCAAGGAAUUUUACCAUUUUGAUACAUUUUAGUGCUAUAUUUAUUAUCUGAGGUCCUGAUUACUUUCUAAAUUUUCUCCUGAAUCUGAAAAGAAAUACAGUACUUAAAACUAAUACUAAAAGCUAAAACUUUAUAGAAAAUAUCAUCUGAAAAAACUACAGCAUAUUUCCCAACUGGACAAGUAACAACUCUAUUUCCAAGCAGCUUUAUGUGAGUUUACAACAAUGGCUACUAACUCUGCAGUAUGAUAGUGUAUGAAACUUAUUAAUGAUUCACAGUGAAUCAAUUGCAACAUAAAAUAUGUUAAUGAAAGGUUUAGUGUAUCUGCUCUAUUUUUUGUGAUAGUGAAAAAAUAGACGUCUACUGCCAAAAUGGAUUUUUUUUUAUAUGGGACCAACCCACAACUUAUAUAUAUUAAGAUAAAUGUGGUUUCGAGGGACACAAUUUUGAAUGCAUUAUGUUAUUAAUGUGUGAUAUUAAAAUAAACUAUUUUAAAUGUA
Molecule: messenger RNA, 1185 nt
Organism: Penaeus chinensis
Lineage: Eukaryota; Metazoa; Arthropoda; Malacostraca; Decapoda; Penaeidae
Product: glycine receptor subunit alpha-2-like
Exons: 5
Coding region: 1-669 (222 amino acids)
Biological process (GO): regulation of membrane potential; nervous system process; chemical synaptic transmission
Cellular component (GO): neuron projection; synapse; membrane
Molecular function (GO): neurotransmitter receptor activity; transmembrane signaling receptor activity; chloride channel activity
Source: RefSeq, a predicted model, not a curated record